AUGGAGCUGAUUGGAUCCACCCUGACAGCCACAUAUGCUCGGCCAAAAACCAGCCACUUCCUCCCUGCCAUCUCCACCAUGGCAUCCAGCUAUCGCAACACCCAGCCUGCCUUGGCCAUGAAUCCCAGUGCCAACCUGUGGAGGACCAACAGCUAUUUCAAGAGCAGCAGCACGGUCCCAACCCCUUCUUCCUUACAGCGAGAGAAUUUAGACCUGGUUAGAGCCAAGACAAUGUUCUACCCAUCCAACAGGACGGCGCUGACUACCCGCUACACCCCAGACGAUUGGUACAAGUCCAACCAAAACAACUACAGGGAGUCUGAGUCGUCCCGGAAAAGCGCAGAGAGACUGAGAAGAGACACCAUGAGGCUGAUGCAGGAUAGAGAGCAGAUGACCAGGAGAACUCAGGAGAGCACCAGCAAGAACAUCGGCGAGCGGCUCAACGACAUUGUCUUCUGGAGGUCUGAGCUGACCCAUGAGACUGACAACAUGGUGACUGAGAUAGCAGCUCUCACUGAGGUCAAGAGGAGGCUGGAGAGAGCCUUGGCAGAGACCGAGGGGCCCCUUCAGGUGUCUCAAGAGUGUUUGUACCACAGAGAGAAGCGGAUGUCCAUCGAUCUGGUACAUGACGACGUAGAGAAAGACCUCAUAAAGGAAGUGGAAGUCAUCAAGUCAUGUCAAGAAAGGAUGAGGCGAUAUCUGGACCGAGCCAUCGCACAGCUGGCGUCAAACAGAGCAGCCCAGCAUGAACUGGAAAGAGACAUGAGUGACAAAGUGACAGCCCAGAGGAUCGAUGACAGGUGUCACCAUCUGAGGAACACAUCAGAUGGUAUUGGCUAUUACAGAGGGAUCGAAAGACUAGACCCUUCACUCUCUCUGCCAGAUUCGUGGUCCAAGUUCACGGACGACAACAUCUUGCACUCCCAGAGCGAACGAGCUUCCUCCCACAAGCUCAGGGAUGAGAUAGAAAUCUUGCUGAACACCACAUCUAAUGAAAUGUGGAACCAGUUCAACAAUGUCAACGUGGCCUUCACCAACCGUGUAUCAGAGACCGCAGAUGCCAAGAACAGCCUGCAGACACACCUGGCUAAGACUCUGCAGGAGAUUUUCCAGACUGAGAUGCUGAUUGAGUCUCUGAAGAAGGCUCUAAGAGACAAAGAGUGCCCACUGAAAGUGGCUCAAACCAGGCUGGAGGAGAGGACCCGCAGGCCAAACAUAGAGCUCUGCAGGGACAACCCACACCAUAGACUUGUGAGUGAGGUGAGAGAGAUCGAGGACACCAUUCAUAAGCUUCAGGAGAGACUGAUGGAGGCUGAGAACACUUUGCAGAAUCUGGUUAAGACCAAAGUGACCCUGGAACACGACCUGUCCAUCAAGGCCAACUCACUCUUCCUGGACCAGGAGAAGUGCAUGAGUAUGCGCAAGUGUUUUCCCAGCAUGCCCCGUCUGGUGGGCUACACCUAAGUCAAGUCUUAGAAAGGGGAACCUUUACGACCAAUUUAAUCAACAAUGACUUUUUAAAAUUUUUUGGAGUGAUUUAGAGGGUGGGUUU
This is a messenger RNA of Seriola dumerili (greater amberjack), 1552 nucleotides long. It is a transcript of the gene tekt3, whose product is annotated as tektin 3. The coding region runs from base 1 to 1464 and encodes 487 amino acids. Gene Ontology annotation, biological process: cilium assembly; cilium movement involved in cell motility. Gene Ontology annotation, cellular component: nucleus; sperm flagellum; microtubule cytoskeleton. NCBI's taxonomy places the organism in Eukaryota, Metazoa, Chordata, Actinopteri, Carangiformes, Carangidae. The transcript has 7 exons. The record is from RefSeq and is a predicted model, not a curated record.